Microplitis mediator is the source of this 893-nucleotide messenger RNA. RefSeq lists its product as uncharacterized. The record is from RefSeq and is a predicted model, not a curated record. The transcript is spliced from 3 exons. NCBI's taxonomy places the organism in Eukaryota, Metazoa, Arthropoda, Insecta, Hymenoptera, Braconidae. Bases 135 to 431 code for a protein of 98 amino acids.
UUGAUCGUUAAUUGUCAAAAAAAAAAUAUAUACACAUAUAUAUAAAUAUGUAACCUUUAAAAUAAUUAAAUUUCCGUGACAUUUUCAAAUGUUAAAUUUUUACUUCAUUUAUUUUUUAAUUAAACUUUUAUGAAAUGGACGUCCAAGUUAUCCUCUCGGAUCUGUCGUCAAAUGUGCCAGGGCUUCAAUAUUUACUGCGUCCUGAGUACGCUCCGUACUUAAAUACCGCCGGGACCGUUUUGCUGGGAUGGAUGGUCGUAUGCUGGUUAUUAAAUCUUCUCUGGACAUUUUUAGCUCCAUUGGCUAUAAGUAUACUCGGCAUAAUAAUUGUUUGUCCCGCAACAGCCAGGUGGCUUCUUGCACAAUUAGGACCAAGUGCCGAAUUGAUAAUCGAUAAUAUUUUACUUAAAUUUCAAUCAUUUCUUCCUUGAAAAAUUUAAAUUAUGUACAAAAUUAAUGAAACGUUUUUGAAAUUUUAGUUAUUUAUUCAUUUCGUAUUCAAAUAUUCGCGCUAAAUCUGAUAAAAUAAUAAAAUAAAUUUUUUUUUAAUCCACUGAGAUCUUUUACUUUUAUGAGAAAAAAUUCUUGUCAGUAUGGAGGGAAAAAAAAAUUUAUAACGAUGGGAAAAAUUUAAGUUGUAACUUUCGGGCAAAAUGGAGUGGCUUAAAAAAAGAAAUAAAUACUUGAGCUUAAAAUCAUAAGACAAUAUAAAUAUUAUCAGGUUAAUAAAUAAAAUGUAGCUUGAGUGUUUUUGUUGGCUGUCAAUUUUUUCCAUUUUAUAUAAAUGCCUUUAUUGUAGUAUUUGUUCAUUUAUUUUUUAUCCAAGUAAAUAAAUAUAUCUUUUAUCUAGAGUUUUCGUUGAUAAAUGGCCCAAGUUUACGUUUUAAAUUUUC